Phytophthora nicotianae INRA-310 is the source of this 7024-nucleotide messenger RNA. RefSeq lists its product as hypothetical. Gene Ontology annotation, molecular function: transmembrane transporter activity; 1,3-beta-D-glucan synthase activity. NCBI's taxonomy places the organism in Eukaryota, Oomycota, Peronosporomycetes, Peronosporales, Peronosporaceae. The transcript has a single exon. Gene Ontology annotation, cellular component: plasma membrane; 1,3-beta-D-glucan synthase complex. Gene Ontology annotation, biological process: (1->3)-beta-D-glucan biosynthetic process; transmembrane transport. The coding region runs from base 215 to 6901 and encodes 2228 amino acids. The record is from RefSeq and is a predicted model, not a curated record.
ACAGCCUGCUUUCUCCCUCUUUCGCACGCCCGAGAGUGCCGUGCCGUCACAACGGGAAACUCCCCAGCGACGCGAGGAAGGCACUUGGAGCGCUCUAGUGUCUGACCCCCUGCCGCUUUAACACACUACUUUCUACCCGUCUGCGGGUAUUUCCCCCAACUCUUUCCGCACAGGCUUGAAAAGCAACAAGAGCGCGAAAUUGACACCAAUCGCCAUGGCGCAGCGCGGACCUUCGGGACAUGGCGAGAUGGACCGACGUCGGCGCGCCAGCUCCAACUACUUCGAGCUGGACGCCGAUCGGCGCCGCAACAAGUCGGAGCGGUCGGAGCGCUUCAGUAAACGCCUCAAUACGAUGGACGUGACGCCUGCGAGCUUCAAGGGAGCUGCACAGGACGACGAGGCCGCCGUGGACUACUGCUGCGAGUUCCUCAAGGCCAAGUUUGGCUUCCAGGAGGGAUCCGUGAGCAACCAGCGCGAGCACGUGUUGCUCCUUUUGGCCAAUGGCAAGGCGCGUUGCUUGCCAAGUGACCCGGCAGACCAGCACCUCGUGCAACUGGCCAAUAAGCUGUUUAGCAACUACAGGUCGUGGUGCAAAUUUAUCCACACGAGUCCAGUGACGUAUACUGGGAGUGGCAUUCCGCACUCUACGCCUUCUGGUAAUUUGCACAUGGAUGUGAUGCUUUACUUCCUCAUUUGGGGAGAAGCGGCAAACGUGCGUCACAUUCCAGAGUGUGUGUGCUAUUUGCACCAUCAGAUGCUGACAAUGGUCAACGCCGACCCGCAGGGCCACGAGCAGCAGCCCGAGGGCUGGUACUUGGACCAAGUGAUCCGCCCCAUUUGGCGCGAGGCCAGCAACAUGAAGCGUCGCAACGCACUUGGAAAACCCUUGGAACAUGUGAAAAUCCGCAACUACGACGACAUUAACGAGUAUUUCUGGAAGCAGCAUUGUCUUAGUAUCCCAGUGACGCACGUGGGCCAGGAACUGACGCAAAACCACGGCAAGACGUUCUACGAACACCGCAGUUUCCUCACGUUGGUGCUCAAUUACUACCGGAUUUUCCAGUUCAACAUGAUGUUUCUGGUGCUUUUGACGGUUUUGGCAUUUGCCGUCACUAUCUCCCCGGAUGGUGGCAAAAGUGGAUGGGUUCAGUUCGGUCGCAUUGGCGACGUGGUGGAGCCCUACACAACCCGCGACUUGAAAAUUGCCGUUGUUGCCAUUCCGUUCAGUUUGAGUUUGAUGGCAUUUCUCAAAUGUGUCAUGGAAGUUUGCCACGGCUGGCAUUUGUUGAUUUCCAAGGAAAGUUCGGCAACUAGUUCGCGUUCCUUCACUUAUGGCACGGCGUUAGCUACUCGUAUCCUCUGGAACGGAGGCUUUGCCGUGUUGUUCGGUAUCAUGAUCUACGUGCCACUGAACGAGGACAAGGACACGACGUUGCUGGAUAAUUUGUACCCAUUGUGUGGUGCGUACAUCCUUCCUGGGUUGCUGGUGCUCUUGACCCAGGCGUUUGCACCUCAAGUUAUCAAUGGCACAUUUGCCGCUAAGUUUGUGCGUGAGGGGGAAAGUUGCUAUGUCGGUCAAGACAUGACGCCUCCCUUCUCGUUCCAAGUCAAGUACAUCGCGUUCUGGCUGCUUUUGUGGAUCGUUGAAGCCAUCACGUCGUACUUUAUCCUGGUGCGUCCGUUGAUUCUACCGACGUUGAGUAUCUACGCCAUGACGCUGGACUACCAGAACUCGUUGGUGUCGUUCCACAACAUUGGCAUUAUCAUCGCCCUGUGGCUGCCCGUGGUGUUUAUUUUCAACUACGCCACGCAGAUUUACUUUACGAUUUUCCAAGCUCUACUCGGUGGAUUCCAGGGAAUUCUCAUGAAGACGGGAGAGAUCCGUGGUGCGAAGGAGAUGACCAAGGCGUUCCGUGUCGCUCCUCAGUUGUUCGACCAGAAGGUUGUCACGCUUCUUGCGCGGUCCAGUGAUGCCACUGCUAGCGGUACCGACUCGACUCGAGCCAGUGCUCUAGCUGCAGCCUACGAGUCUCAGAUGAUGCUCCGCUUCGUCGUAGUGUGGAAUGAGAUCGUCAAUUCCUUCCGUGAAGGCGAUCUAUUGGACGAUAAAGAGGCUGCUAUCCUGCAGUACGAUAUCCGUAGCACUGGCGAAGUAUUCGAGCCAGUGUUCCUGUCUGCUGGUAAGUUGACGGAGGCGAUGGGGCUGGCUAUCAAGACGGCAAAAGACGGCAAAGGAGAGUCGCAACUGCGUGUCACUUUGGUGGAGAAUGAUUGUCUCUCGGCUAUCCGUUCGUUCUUUACUGCUAGUAUGUACGUGAUCAGCGCGUUGUUCGGCAAUGACGACGCCGACGUGGUUGACGGAUUCCGUAUGAUGGAGGAGGUCGCGUCCAGUGGAGGGUUCCUCAAGUCGUUCAACGUCCGUGAACUUGCCAGUCUUCGUGUGGCCGCUGUGGACCUUUUGGAGGAGAUUCUGGACCUGCCAGACCCAGAUGUGCAGUCUCAACACAUUCCGGAUGCUCGUGUGCACUCUAUGGGCGUGAUUCGCAACUUUGUGUCCAAGAUGGAGGCCUUUUUGAACGGAGUGCAGUCGUUCUGUGUGGAUCCGGCUCUGCAACGCAAGUUCAGCAACUCGAAGUUCUGUUCUAGUGCAAAUGGCUACAUUUUUGCUUCUCGUGGCCUCGUCAACUUGUUCUGCAGUGAUACGGCCAUGGGAGCGGCUACACGAGCCUGUUUGUUGCUGUCUCUGGACCGGUCAGAGGCCAUGCCGCGUACGACUGAAGCGCAGCGUCGUCUUGGCUUCUUUAUGAAGUCGCUGGUCAUGGACAUCCCUCAACUGCGUUCUAUCAAGGAAAUGCGCAGCUUCUCGGUCGUCACGCCAUUCUACGCUGAGACGGUAUUGUUCUCGCUCAAAGAUCUGAACGAUCCGCUGGUUAACCACCCGAUUUUCCAGCAAGUAGAGGAGGACGGCAAAAACUUGACGAUUCUGAAAUAUCUGACGAAAAUCCAUCAAGAAGAAUGGGAUAAUUUCUUGGAGCGUGUGGACGUGAGUUCGGCUGAGGAAGCGCAAAAGAACCACCCGGAAGAAAUCCGUCUGUGGGCCUCGUACCGUGGCCAGACGUUGGCGCGUACUGUGCAGGGUAUGAUGAUGUACGAGGACGCUAUCAAGAUCCUCCACUGGCUGGAGAUUGGCUCGAGUCCGGGCAAGACGGCGGAGCAGAAGCAGAGCCAGUUGCAAGAUAUGGUGCGCCUGAAGUUCUCGUACAUUUGCGCCUGUCAAGUGUACGGGAAGCACCGCGCAGAGGGCAAAGCGCAAGCUGCUGACAUCGACUACUUGUUGCGCGAAUACCCGAACUUACGUGUGGCUUAUGUGGACACGGUGGAGCACGAAGACGGCGAGAAAUCGUUCGAUACGGUGCUGAUCAAGAGCGAAGCCGACGAGAUCGUCGAAGUGUACCGCUACUCUCUUCCUGGCGACCCUAUCUUGGGAGAAGGUAAGCCUGAGAACCAGAACAAUGCCAUCCCGUUCACACGCGGAGAGUUCGUGCAGACGAUCGAUAUGAACCAGCAACACUACUUCGAAGAGUGCUUAAAGAUGCCCCAGCUGCUGUGCACUGCUGACUUGCACCCGUCCAAGAAACCCGUCUCGAUUAUUGGCAUGCGUGAACACAUUUUCACGGGUAAUGCCAGUUCUCUUGCCAAGUUUAAAACGUGGCAGGAGCUUGUGUUCGUGACGCUGUCGCAGCGUGUACUGGCUGAUCCGCUGUACGUGCGUAUGCACUAUGGUCACCCGGAUGUGUUCGAUAAAGUGUUGGCUAUCACGCGCGGCGGAGUGUCCAAGGCCUCCAAGGGUAUUAACUUGUCUGAAGAUGUGUUCGCUGGUUUCAACUGUACUCUUCGUGGCGGUGUAGUCACCCACGUUGAGUUCAUGCAGUGUGGUAAAGGACGUGACGUGGCGCUAUCCCAGAUCUCCAUGUUUGAAGGUAAAUUGGCCAACGGUGCCGGAGAAACGUCGCUGGCACGUGAGGCGCAUCGUAUGGGGCAGUUCAUGGACUUUUUCCGACUCAACUCGAUGUAUUACUCGCACACGGGCUUCUACUACGCGACCUGGAUGACGAUUGUUACAACGUUUGUAUACAUGUACUGCAAGGUGUACAUCGCGUUGUCUGGAGUGCAGACGCAGAUCGUGUACAACAUGAACACGACGGACGUGAUCAUGGACAACUCCGAGACUUACGGCUUCGAUGACCGCGUGUACAAGGACAUGGACUCGAUUUACAACACUCAGUACUAUAUCCAAGCCGGUCUGUUCCUAUCGCUGCCUCUGAUCUGCGUUUACUUCGCCGAAAUGGGUCUACGUCGCGGUCUCGUGCAGUUCUUGGAGAUGGUGUUCACUGCUGGACCUGCGUUCUUUAUCUUCCAACUCGGUACAACGAUGCACUUCUUCGAUAACAAUUUGUUGCACGGUGAGGCGCAGUACAAGGCUACAGGACGAGGAUUCAAGAUCACAAGAGAGACGUUCGUGCUGCUGUACAAGGCGUACGCGCCCAGUCACUACCGUAAGGCUAUGGAGUUGAUUGGCUUGUGUCUGGUGUACUUGGCGUUCGGCCAAUUCAACAUUUGUGACCUUGACGUGGCCGGAGAAGAGAACUCGUUCGCGUUCGAGUACUGCCAGACGUCGCAGAGCUUUGGCGUGCAGACGUUUGCUAUCUGGGUGAUCGCUGUGGUGUGGCUGGUGUCUCCGUACAUCUUCAACACGGACGGACUGGACUGGGAGAAGACAAAGGCGGAUGUGACGGCCUGGGCCAAGUGGAUGUACGCUGCUGAGGACUACCAGGACGAAGACAAGGUGAUGGUGGGCGGAUGGAUUGGCUGGUGGAAAGGAGAGCUCAAGCUGUACCACAACACGAGGCCUAUUGCUCGUCUCACUGUGAUUCUCCGCGAAUGCCGCCACUUCCUGCUCAUGUGGUACGUGGUGGCUCUGGAGUGGGAGAUCCUCACGGUUGGACUGGUGUUCGGUGCGGCCGUGGUCACCGUGCUGGCCAUGGGACUCUUUGGAGCGGCGGGAAGCUGCAUGCGCAGUGUCAAGUCGUCAGUGCGUGCGAUUAUCUACACGUUCGUAGUGGUGCUGGCCGUUAUCGUGUUCUUCGUGCUGACUAUUGCCAUCUUCGACGUGAGCUUCACACGAACCAUCUCGCUGUUCUUUGGCUACAUGGCGGCGCUGUACGGCAUCAAUGAGAUGGCGCGUAUGUACAGCUUUGCCAACUCGUCGAUCGCCACCGUGGGCAUGUUCCAGCAGCUGGCGUUCUUCUUCGACUUUGUGUUCUCCGUGGCCAUGAUCAUCCCGCUGCUAGUCAUGUCGGCGAUCCCGUUCUUGAACAUCAUCCAGACGCGUAUGAUGUACAACAAGGGCUUCUCGGAGGUCGUGUCGGCUUCGUCGCAGUACGCGUUCUCCUUGGCUGCGUUCAUGGGUGUGCUGGGAGGCAUGGGAUGUGGUUGGUUGUUCCACUUAUUCACCACUCUGGAGAGCACUGCUGGCUUCUUGAGUUACGUCACGACGUACGAUCUACUGGACGGUAACGUGGGCGAUGGCUCGGUCACGUACGCCUUCUACUUCGCGUGUAUGGUGGGCACGUUUGUGGCUGGUUUCCUGAACUACUUUAUCGGACGGCGACUGUCGAUUGUUCUUGGUGGAUUGCUGACUGUCCUGGGUAUGCUGGGCGUCAGUGCUGUGCAGUCUGGUGGCGAAGGCUUCCUGAUGCCUGGUAUCUGCUUACUCGGAGGCUCUGUGGGCGUGUUGCUGCCUACUUUGGCCGUGUACAUCUACGAGAUUUCCACUCGUGACAUGCGUGGCAAAGCGUUGCUGCUUCUUGGAAGUGGCUUCAUUCUCGGCAUCCUGUUCGCUGCGUGGUUCUCGUCGUCUUCUAAUGAAGUGGGCUGGGUGUGGCAGGUGUUCAUUGCGACCAUCAUCUUGUCGAUCAUGACGCCAGCAGUCUACAUCUUCCCGGAGAGUCCGUACUGGGUCUACAUGCGCGAAGGUUUGGAGUCGUGUGAACGCUGUCUGGCUGUACUGCGUCGUAAGGAAGGCGUGUCCGAGGAGCUGCGUAUGAUCCGCGACGAAGAGGCCGGUAGUGACGACUCGAGUGCUAACGGCGGUACUUCGUUCCUCAAGUUCGUGAUGGGAUUGUUCCUCAUGCUCGUGUCCAGUAUCUUCCUGGGGUGCGUGAACAUGUACCUGUCCGACACGUUUCGCAGCAUCGAAGACGCCACGUACAUGUUCGUGAACUGUAUGGGGCUGCAGUUCCUGGGUGCCUUGUUCUCGUUCUUCUUCAUGGAUCGUAUCGACCACAAGCGCAUCUUGUUCUGUACGUUGCUGCCUAUGGCUGGGCUGGUGUUCGUUUUGGGACUCAACGACAAGUCGGAGUUUGUGACGGGAGACAGCGAGUAUCUGAUGCUGCAGAUUGUCGGCUUGUUGCUCUAUUUCUUCGCCGGUCUAGGUAUCACGUCAGUGCCCUGGGUCUCGUGUGUCGGGCUGUUCACUACCAAGCAGCGCGCCGUGUACGUGACGGUCUACUUCAUGGUGUUCUUCCUGUUGCCUGUGUGCGCCACAUUCAUCCGUUCCAGCGAGUCGAUGAGUGGAGACGAGUACUUGUACCUGUUCACGUUGACUGGCUGCUGUGUGGUGGCGACGGCGCUGUUGUUCACAGUGGGGACGCUCAAGAAUGGAAUGGUCUGCACCAAGGGCGAGAUGGAGGCCGAACGUGCUCGUCUGCGUCGUAUCCGCGCUUCUCGUCGCAGUGCUCGUACGCCUGGCAGCGCGCGUUCAAGAAACUUUAGCCGUUCGCGUGCAAAGUCGCACUCGAACUAUCAGAUGUUCGAGUCGCCUGCUGGCAGCGCGCCGUAGAUUGGACGUCGAGGCUUUGGCAAGAUGAAGAGUGUACUCUAGGACGCACUGACGUCUGCUGUUUGGACAUGCAUCUUGCUUUUUUACUUACAUAUCGGUAAUAAAAAAAGUUUUCCAUAAAGA